Messenger RNA from Malania oleifera, 800 nucleotides. Its product is annotated as PLAT domain-containing protein 3-like. The record is from RefSeq and is a predicted model, not a curated record. Gene Ontology annotation, molecular function: protein binding. The coding region runs from base 130 to 678 and encodes 182 amino acids. The transcript is spliced from 2 exons. Lineage: Eukaryota; Viridiplantae; Streptophyta; Magnoliopsida; Santalales; Ximeniaceae.
GACCUCUCCGGUUCCAUCAAGACCCCUGUGUACAAAAAUCACGAAAGAACACAAUAAAGCUUCGACUUUCUGGUCGCUCCACACGUUUACAGAUCGAAACCGAAAAGAAAUUGAAACAGAGAAGCAGCCAUGAAGUUCUCCGAUCUCUCCUUAACCCUCGUGAUCGUCUUCUGCUUCGCCGCUUUCUCUCCGUCCUCUGGAGAUGACUGCGUGUACACGGUGUACGUGAGGACGGGGUCGAUCAUCAAGGGAGGCACGGACUCCGUCAUCGGCCUGACGCUGUUCAACGGUUACGACGAGCGGGUGGAGGUGGCGGAUCUGGAGGCGUGGGGCGGGCUUAUGGGCCCGUCCCACGACUACUUCGAGAGGGGCAACUUGGACAUCUUCAGCGGGCGGGGCCGGUGCCUGAGCGGGCCGUUCUGCGCCAUGAACCUGACCUCCGACGGGUCCGGUCCGCACCACGGGUGGUACUGCAACUACGUUGAGGUGACGUACACCGGCGCCCACAUCCCCUGCUUCCAGCAGCUCUUCAAGGUGGAGCAGUGGCUGGCUCGCGACGCCCCGCCGUACCAGCUCAACGCUUUCAGAGACGGCUGUGACUGGUCCGGAAGCAGCGGCGGAAACGGACCUAAUGGCCGUGAGGCCCAUGAUCACGGCCCACUCCGAUCCGCUGCUUAGUACAAUUGUAUUUACUAUUUAGAAUGUAACUGGGGUGAGGUCUUUCUGGAAAGCAGUUUUAUUUUUAUUUUCCAAAUUAUAAAUAAUUACAAAAAAAUAUAUAUCACCUUAUUUUAAAACAA